Messenger RNA from Cladocopium goreaui, 945 nucleotides. NCBI's taxonomy places the organism in Eukaryota, Dinophyceae, Suessiales, Symbiodiniaceae. The record is from the annotation of a GenBank genome assembly.
AUGGCGGCAAAGGCCCGCUUAAUGCAGAGGCUCUGGAGGCUCUUGCAGCGGUUGCCCUUGGAACGUCGCAGAAAAGUCUUGGAGCGCUUUACAGCAUCCCAAAAGCGCGCUUUGGAAUGUUGGAUCCUUGGCAAUGCAGUUGCCGUGCCACAGGCUUUUGGUCCCCGGCGAGUGACAUUGGCCUCGACCUUGAAGGAGCAAAGUCCUGCUGUUGGCACUGGCAGCUCACAGAACAUUGUCCGGUACAAGCGGGGCAAGGUUACAUAUUAUGCUGCUCAGAUGCACCUGGGCUCUGGUUUGCGAAUGCUGUCCAAGACCGAGCGAUGUCUUCAGGUCGCACAAAGCCACGAGUUGCUGCUGCGGCGGGUUCGUGAAACGUGCCGCAGUGCCGUGGUGCAUGACGAGUGCAUGGGCCAGGCCAUCCGGGAGAGUUUGGCAGAUCUGGCGGACGAGGCCAAAAGGAUUGGCCUACGCUUCGUGGUUCAGAUCAGGAUUCCAUGGAGCUGUUGUGCAUUGACCUCGCCACCUUUUCGCCUCCGCAAUCUGGAGUUGGGUCUUCGCAGCUGGCAGCGUCUCCAUGAAGCUCGCACUGCCAUUUCUUCGCUGGCGAAACGCACGCGGCGAGGCCGGGCGAACUUGGCCGAGCCCGGGGUGCAGAGGGCCUGGCAGCAGCUGAGGGAGGCGUAUUUGGCCUCCACCAAGCACAGCCCUCGUGCCAUCUCGCGCCUCCAGCUGUUGGAGGAAGAGUUCCGACUUCGUCGUAAACGAGAUCUGGAAGGGAAGAUCUUGGCCCAGAAGGCCCAAGAGAUGAGACUUGCUCGGGUCGAGGCUCAGUUGGAGGCCCUCCUGUCUCGCUGGAACGAGCAGAGGAAACUGAGUCUGAGGCAUUGCACUUCCUUGCGAAUCUCACAGAAAGUGAGGGCAGUUGUGCCUCCUGUUCUGUAG